UUUCACAAUAAAAAUGUGGUUUUCCGAGAAUUUAAAGAUCCGCUUGACAAUGAUGACAAGGAGACCGCGCCUGAUCCGCUAUGGCUUCGUCGACACCACGUUUGGCCGCAUGCUAAUGGGAGUGGUUUCCUUGGACGAUAUUCAGAGCGAAGCUCAAGACGCCAUUUGUCUACUGUAUUUCGUGAUGGAGAACGACCAAUACACUCUCGACGAGGCGAUAAGUCGCUCGCACGGUGCGAAGAUGGAGCAGGACAGUGCCACCAUCCAGAAGUGGGCCUACAAGCUUUUCUCGGCUGGCAAGGACGCGGAAUGUUUGAUCGACGUUGCUAUCAUUGGGACACAAUUCGAGACGGCUGUUUGGUCCGCUCUGCUGGAGGUGAAGAGUGGUCAGACGUACACAUACUUGCAGCUGGCGACGCAGAUGGGUCGCCCCGAGGUCGUGCGCUCGCUGGCCAGUGCAGUGGGCCGGAACCAGGUGGCCAUUCUCAUACCCUGCCACCGCAUUGUGUCCAAGAACGGGGACUCCAAGUACUACUGGGGCGGCAAGCUCAAGCAGGAACUGCUCAGCUUCGAGGCUAAAAAAUAGAUUGUUAUAACAAACAUGAUUAAAAAUUGUUAUAUUUUGUUUAUUGAAA
Molecule: messenger RNA, 635 nt
Organism: Drosophila persimilis
Lineage: Eukaryota; Metazoa; Arthropoda; Insecta; Diptera; Drosophilidae
Product: regulatory protein ada
Exons: 1
Coding region: 14-586 (190 amino acids)
Biological process (GO): DNA repair
Molecular function (GO): methylated-DNA-[protein]-cysteine S-methyltransferase activity
Source: RefSeq, a predicted model, not a curated record